CAGGGUCACACAGCUUAUAAGUGUGUGAAGUCAAGUUUGAACUUGGAGAGAGGAAUCUUCCUGAUUCCAGGCUUGGUGCUCUAUCCACUGUGCCACCUAGCUGUCCCACUAUUGUCUUUUAAUACAUGGUUUGCAUGAAUGCUGUGUUUUAUGGGAUAUGAUCAACAAAGAAAAGCACAAAAACACCAAACAUUUCAUAGGAAAAAAAAGUCAUAUUCCUCCUACUUACAGACAAGGAUGAAUGAGUUAAUGUAUCUAUAUUAAUCAAGAACUUUCUUCCCUUUUCUCUUAAUAGCAUGAAUAGCUUCCCACCAGCUAAAAAUCAUCUAGUUGUGCUUGAUGGAAAAAAGCAAAAAAAAAAAAAAAAAAGAAAGAAAGAUAGUUACUCCAUAAUCAAAGCUUAAUGUCUUUACUAUCUUGAAAGCUAAUUUUAAAAAUUAUUUUAAUCCCAAUCUUUAUUGAGUGAAUAAGUCUGUUUUCCUUGUAUUUACAAAGUAAGAAGUCAUUUCUGCAUCUCGUAUUAACUACUCUUUGUCUAAGUAAUAUAGGUUGUUAGAGAACGAGAUGAUGUUCAGUCACAAAGCAUUCUGUAACCUCAAAUUGAACCCUUGCUUUUUUAACAGAUAAACCAUAAAUGAGAAGUGUGGUGAAGGGAGCUGUCAAUUCCUGCUCCUAGGAGGAGAGGCGCUGGUUUAUCAAUCAAACCCGUUACCUAUCAGAUAAUUCCAAAGAUGCUGCUAAAGUAGCCGUGGAUCAUCUUCCUCCUCCUUGGCCUGAUUAAUAACUGCUAUGGGCUGCAUAAAGUCAAAGCAAACUUUCCCUUUUCCAAACACAAUCUCAACUGAGAAGAGACAAGACAGUGAAGAGAGAUUUCUACCUGAAAGUCCCCCAGUGAUUCCUGUCCAAAUCACAGAAGUAACAGAAGUUGUAAAGGAAAAGGAUCCUUCUUCUUCCAAGGUAGUGGUUCUAGAGUAUGCCCAUCGCCUGUCCCAGGACAUCAUGGAUGAAGCGGUGAAGCAGUGGGCAGCCAACGACAGCAGACCUGAUCCACAAGAGUAAAACGCUGCUGAGUGAACACCUUUAUGGCAAAAUCCUCGAAGACUUUUCCAAGGGAGCAGCUACCAAAAACCUAACAAGAAAACUUCAAAAUGAAUCAUUUAUGGUCAUACCCAUGGAGUCUAAGCUGGAGCCAACUCCAGUUUUCCGAGUUCUAGCUUUUCAACAAGUUUAUUCCCUGUUCAGUUUCAUGGGGAUGGGGGAGGGCAUGAAUGGUCUCUUUUAAGCACACGGUUUCCAGGGCAUUUGUUUAAAGCGUUGUAAUAAAAACUGGGUAUGAAUUCUAGGACUAACCAUAGAGGAGUAGCUAAAGGCUGUGCUUUACUACAAUCUAGCACUGGAACGAGCCACUGAAGACUUGCUGUUAGUGUCCUCACUGCUUCUAUUUCCCUUAACACCUAAGUCUAAA
Messenger RNA from Gracilinanus agilis (Agile Gracile Mouse Opossum), 1465 nucleotides. It is a transcript of the gene AKAP19, whose product is annotated as chromosome 3 C2orf88 homolog. Gene Ontology annotation, molecular function: protein kinase A regulatory subunit binding. The record is from RefSeq and is a predicted model, not a curated record. Bases 790 to 1059 code for a protein of 89 amino acids. The transcript has 2 exons. NCBI's taxonomy places the organism in Eukaryota, Metazoa, Chordata, Mammalia, Didelphimorphia, Didelphidae.